Mangifera indica (mango) is the source of this 1570-nucleotide messenger RNA. Its product is annotated as transcription elongation factor TFIIS-like. Gene Ontology annotation, biological process: DNA-templated transcription; transcription elongation by RNA polymerase II. Gene Ontology annotation, cellular component: nucleus. Gene Ontology annotation, molecular function: zinc ion binding; nucleic acid binding. Bases 141 to 1208 code for a protein of 355 amino acids. NCBI's taxonomy places the organism in Eukaryota, Viridiplantae, Streptophyta, Magnoliopsida, Sapindales, Anacardiaceae. The transcript has 3 exons. The record is from RefSeq and is a predicted model, not a curated record.
CUGUUAUCUACUUGGAAGGUCGUACGUGUUAUCAAAUUCAGAUUCACAAGAAGGUCGUCCGGAGAGGCCUCGCAAAAUAAGUAGCUUUUUGCUACCAUCUCUUUGCCUCGUCAAGUCAAAGUAAUCAAUCUCCUUCCGCUAUGGAGAAAGAGCUAGUGGAGCUGUUUGAAGCCGCCAAGAAGGCGGCGGACGUGGCGGCAGUGGACGGAACAUCGUCGAGUGGGCCGGAGGUUACGCGAUGUGUCGAUGCAUUGAAGCAGCUUAAGAGCUUUCCUGUCACGUAUGACAUUCUUGUCUCCACCCAGGUAGGGAAACGUCUUCGACCUCUCAUGAAACAUCCUAGGGAGACGAUACAGAAUGUGGCUUCUGACUUGCUUGAGAUUUGGAAGAAAAUAGUCAUAGAAGAGACAACCAGAAAUAAGAAAAAUAGUAGCACUGACGUGAAAGCUGAAAAGGUUCACAAGGCUGUAAAGGUUGAAAAGUUUUCAACAAAAGAAUCUGUCAAGGUUGAGAGAUCUGGCAGUUUUUCAAGGUCAGAAAAUGUUCGGGUGGAAAAAAGGGAAGUAAAUGGGGAUGCUGAGCCUGUCAAGGUUGAAAAGAUAAUUAAGGAGGCGAAGCAAGCUUCUCCUCUUGAAAAACCAACACAGGCACCCAUUGGGACCCCAAAGCUGACAGCAUUGGUUAGAUGUAAUGAUUCUUUGCGUGACAAAAUUCGGGAACUUCUUGUGGAGGCCUUGUCAAAAGUUGCUGGUGAGGUUGAUGAGGAAGAUGUUCAUGUAGUAAAUGCAUGUGAUCCAAUCCGGGUCGCUGUAUCUGUUGAAUCUGCCAUGUUUGACAAAUUAGGCCGGUCUAAUGGUGCCCAGAAACUCAAGUACAGAUCUAUAAUGUUCAACAUCAAGGAUCCAAAGAACCCUGAUUUGAGAAGGAAGGUUCUCCUUGGAGAGAUCAAGCCAGAGAGGCUUGUCACAAUGACCCCAGAAGAAAUGGCAAGUGAUGCUAGGCAACAGGAGAUUAACCAAAUUAAAGAGAAAGCUUUGUUUGACUGCGAGCGUGGUGGUGCACCAAAGGCUACAACUGAUCAAUUUAAGUGUGGUCGGUGUCGUCAACGGAAAUGCACUUAUUAUCAAAUGCAGACUAGGAGUGCAGAUGAACCUAUGACAACCUAUGUAACAUGUGUAAACUGCAACAAUCAUUGGAAGUUUUGCUAAUUUGAUUUCCUUUAUGUCUGCCAUUCUUGCGGAGAAGCAAUUGAGUAGAUUAUCUAGGAAAUUUGAUGAGUUUGGUCUUUUAACCUCUUAGAAUACAAUGCUUUUAUUGAUUUUUUUUUUCUUUGGGACAAUCUUCUUAUAGGGGUAAUUGGGCAUUUUCGAGGUGUCCUGAUUUGUAAGUCUAUGAAAAUCUUAAUUAAGUCAGAUACACUUCAUCUAUUGUUUCUACACAAGCUGUAUGACCUAGUUGUGUGCUUUUGUAUUUCCUCAAUGUUGUGGCCAGGAGGGCCAAUGUAGACUUAUAGCUUUCUCUUAUGUACUGGAUUUUUUUUUUUAAUAUAAUAGCAAUUUUGGGCUUUGGA